AUGAUUGUGAAAAGCAUUUUCCUUUUUGUCGUCAUUUCUAUAAAAUCAGGUUCUUCAAUCGGUCUCAAUCCAAACGUUCAAACUUCGUUAGAGCAGCCCUCUGAUGGUUUGAUGUUGGAACCAGUCUUCCAAUGUGUAUUCAACUCAUUAACAGAUGAAUUUUUGUAUGAUGUUCAAUGGUUUAUUGAUAAUAACGAAAUAUUAGAAGCAGAGUCACGUGAUGUUCAUUUCAGUAACGUGAACACUACGUCAUUGAAACCCCACCACUGGUCAGGGAAUUACAGCCUUAAUUUCAACGUGUCUUGUUCUGUGAAGGCUAAAAAUAUCACCUCUGGGAAUACCACUCUGUAUAGCAGGAGCUCCAACUUUCUGGCUGGAAUAAUUCCAGAAUCAUUGGAAUAUUUAGUUAAGGAGGGUGACUCGGUGGAAGCCUCUCUGACGAGUUCGUUACCUCUGAGCUGUCCUACGUCAUUAAGUGACGCCAUGAAGAAGGUCAACUGCAGGAUGACCCUGAAUGUUUGGACUACAACUGAGGAAUCCUGGGAAACUUGCAGAAACGGACUGGCAAUGGGAGAUUUACUACUGAAUAACAAUGCAUGUUCAGUGUCUCUUGAUUUUAAUGAAAAUGGAAAUACGACUGUUGUUUUCAACAUAACUGGAUACGUUGACGGGAUGAUAAAUUAUAAAAAUAAAACCAGUUACGUUCGAUUCAGUAUAUCUCCUUAUCCUCAUGACAGUUAUGGAAUCUGGGAAAAUAUCAGUAUUCCGGAAAUUAAGGUUUUUGUUUUCGACAGUGACAGUCUGGUGGCCCGGAUGUUGUGUACAUCUUAUAACGAUCCUCAUUUGACAACAUUUGAUGGAAAACAAUGGGACAACCAAAGGCCAGGAGAGUUUAUCAUGUAUAAACACAAAUAUCUACCAUAUUCAGUAAAUGUGUUGUUUUCUUCUUGUGUUGCUGGGUACGCUACGUGUAACUGUGGUGUUGCAAUCAGAAGCAACUUCAGUCUAUAUGUUGUCAGGACAUGUGCUCAGGUCUCCUUCAGGGAGACCGAGUUGUUAACUGUACCGUACGAGAAACUGACUCUUAACAGAACCACUGAUUUACACAUAGCCAAAUCGGGAGGUCUCUUUGAGGUCACACUCCCAAGCGGAACACGAGUUUCAUUCGAACUCUCGUAUGACAAUUCAUGGAUUUCUAGUGUACGGGUUCAAGCAGGUAUCCUUGAUAUCGGGAACAGCGAGGGCAUGUGUGGAUUAGCUAAUGGAGAGCAAAGCGAUGAUUUUAUACCCAGACAGGGAAAUGUCUCCACAGACAACCAUACAUUUGCCUUAUCUUGGAGGAUUCCUUUAAAAUCCAAGGAGAGCUUGUUCUCUAAUAAUUUGUCCCUCUUAACAAGAGUUGGUAAUUACCAUCCAGAAAGAUACAGUCAGUGUACCCGAGGACCUAAUGGAUCCGGCAAUCCAAACAUACACAACCUCUCUAUACCAAGUAUGCUUUGUAUAGAGGGGGAGUCAUUCACAGCGAAUCUGUCCAUACUGUCCAAUCGAAAUGUUAAUGGCGACUUUGCAGAUCCACUUUCUUACGACCCAGAUUAUAACGAGACAGAAAGUCCUCGGGCAUCAGGAUGGACCAAUGGAUGGACAGAAAUUUCUGCUCGCACAUUUUGUGAGAAUUCUUUUAUUAAUGACGCUGCUGUCGAUAUGUGCGAAACAAGGGCGAGUGUAUCCUCAAGUUCCUAUGUGGAGAGUUGCAUAGCUGACAUAAAGCUUUCAGGAAAUACAACGUAUCUACAAGAUAGUUUAAAGACUUUCAAAGGUGCCUGUUUAGCGGCAGUGAUGCAUGAUGAGACAUAUUACGUAAACAAAACAUCAGAUGGACGGUUUCUUGUCGAAGUCAUCACAUCUUUUCUUUGUCCACAGAAUUGCUCUGAACAUGGAAACUGCACAAAUGCUAGGUGCGCCUGUUUUGAUGGAUUUGUUGGUAGUGACUGUUCCACGCCGACCUCCACCCCUCCCGAUGUCUUUAUCCUUCCUUUCCACGGCCAUUGUGAUACAAACUCCGGAUCAUGUCAGAAAAUCGACGUCAUCGGAUUCUUCCAUUCAGAGCAUAUCUGGGCAAACUUGUCAUGCUUCGUGAUAACAACAAAUGGAUCGAUUACAACGACCACUGUCUCCGUUAUAAAAUCAACAUAUCAUCACUUCAAUCACGUGUCAAUAGAAUUACCCAUGACUCUCCACAACUCCCAAACCGAGGCUGCACGUGGCUGUAACAUCAGCUUAAGUUAUGACGGUGUUGUUUUUAGCAACGAACAGACAUUGUUAAUAUAUAACAAACAGAAAUACAGUUGUGACUUAGGAAGUCUGACUUGUGAAGAAAAAGCACUAGACACAAGUGAUCCCGACGAAUCAGAUAGAAUAGUUUUGAUAGCCGCCUUAGUGUCUUGUUUCUCUAUUGUACUGAUUUUCACUGCAAUACUUGUGGUGAACAAAUGCAAAAGCUAUUUCCCAUGCGCAUCAAAGACAUCAAUGAUACCAAGCCCCCCUCCCCGACAACACUCCAUUAUCCCCCAGAAGAAGAAAACUAUAAAAUUUGAUGAAAACACCGAUUUUUUUAACAAUUCAAUAAUAUCCAGUCACCCACCACUACAGCAGCAAUGGACGGAGAAACGAAAGCCAUCGUUCAGCUUUAAAUCCAACGGCGUUUAUCCACAACGUCCUCCCACUAGUCAUUUCAUGCAGAGCGAUGAUGGUUUUCUCCAAAAUGAUUGGGAAAGUUUUGGUCAAUCUGCCCCACGGACACACAGACUACCCCCUAUAGGAAUGCGACCAAACGAUGUUUCCGUUCCAUCGAUACCUCCCAGACGACAGGAACUGCCGCCAUUAAGACGUCAUCCCCAAUCUCCUCUUUGA
This is a messenger RNA of Saccostrea echinata, 2910 nucleotides long. RefSeq lists its product as uncharacterized. Gene Ontology annotation, cellular component: extracellular matrix. The record is from RefSeq and is a predicted model, not a curated record. Gene Ontology annotation, biological process: regulation of angiogenesis; blood vessel development. The transcript is spliced from 16 exons. Bases 1 to 2910 code for a protein of 969 amino acids. Lineage: Eukaryota; Metazoa; Mollusca; Bivalvia; Ostreida; Ostreidae.